Molecule: messenger RNA, 1306 nt
Organism: Papilio machaon (common yellow swallowtail)
Lineage: Eukaryota; Metazoa; Arthropoda; Insecta; Lepidoptera; Papilionidae
Exons: 10
Coding region: 5-1306 (433 amino acids)
Biological process (GO): negative regulation of phosphatase activity
Molecular function (GO): phosphatase binding
Source: RefSeq, a predicted model, not a curated record
UACAAUGGCUGAUGAGGAGGAGGAAGGAGGGUUCGGUGGUUUAUAUGAAGACGGGCACUGGGUCUGGGAUGAGGAUAUACAAGCUUUAAUAUUUGUUAGUGAUCUCCCACCAAAACCUAUAGAAACAAUUCAAAUACCAACUAAGGUGCCAACAGGAGCUGUUGAAUUUAGAGACGAUGUAGAUUUAAUAGAACAGAUACGUUUUAGACGGCGAUACCAAAGAAAACUGAAACCUGGACAACCUGAUGUUAUAACUUUGCAGGAUGUGAAAGAUGUAGCACUUUUCACAGCGCCGGUCAAUUUGUUGAGCCCGAUGUUAAUAAAUAUGCUCCAUUUGCCUACCACGGAAAGAUUCAUACGUGCGCUUAUAAUGUAUUCGCAGUAUUAUUUACAGAUUGCAGAUGAAAUGGCGCGACGUAUGUUAGAGCUGGAAGCCAAAGUUCGGACGCCAUAUUGUGAUAUGGUAGAAAAUGAAUUUCGAGAUAAUUUAUCAGAUUUGCGGGUGCUCAUAGCUAAGGAAUAUAGCACGAUGAUUAUCGGUGGUGGGGAUACGCGAAAAUUUCAUCACAUGGGCCCACAGAAAAAGAGAAAAUCUCUAUCGGACAAAGACGCGCAUCUUUUUGAAACUUUAUUGCGCAUGACCGUGCAAAUUGUGUGGUUGGCUCUAGGCAGAAAAGCUUUCAACCAGAUAGAAUUGGAGAUAAAUCGUAUAUUUAAAUCGGAGAUAUUCAAUGCGGUGGAGCACACGCUGCACACUGACUACGUGGCAAAGAUGAUGAAAGAGGAGCGGGAGGCGUUGCUCGGUAUUUGUCUACGUCGCGAUAAAAAGCUGAACACCCGCUCGCCGCUCAUGAACGAAGUCUUCUGUCAUAGAGAUAUUGAUUUCCGUUUAUUAAGUCUAGGGGUUGUUAAAUAUAAUCAAUAUUCAGCGAGAACAUUGUAUAUGAAGCGAGCAGUUGCGGGCCCCGAGGAGUCGCUGGCGGAAUUUGGCAUUGUGCUUGGGAUUUUGGGCAUGCCGCGUUCCAUCUUUGACACCAUGCUGAGACCGCUACCUUCGGCCGCAGAAGGCAAAUCGAAAGCAUCCAUGUCGUCCACAAGUUCAUACAGCGCUAGCACGAAAAGCUCUGUAUCAGUUAAGAAAAAUGUUAUUUACAAAUUAUACUCAGACAUUGUUUUACCAACUAAGGAGGCUAAGAUGCCAUAUUUCCCGUCGCAUUUUCCGGAUGCAACCGAGGAUAUCCGGCCGUGCAGCGACGUGCAACGGCUCCGCUGGCUGAAUCGACUUGCCAGAAUCUUACAUCCUUAA